Messenger RNA from Paralichthys olivaceus (Japanese flounder), 479 nucleotides. NCBI's taxonomy places the organism in Eukaryota, Metazoa, Chordata, Actinopteri, Pleuronectiformes, Paralichthyidae. The record is from RefSeq and is a predicted model, not a curated record.
UCCCCGCCCCCUGUGCUGGGCACCGCAGUGCGCAUGCGCAGCGUAGUAGCCGGUCAUGGCGGCGGUGUGUGUUCGUCCAUGAGGUGGGGGGACGCCUGCUAUUCCUGCGGUCUGUGACGGAGCCAUCCGAGCGACACGCUGCCAUGGCUGGAGUGUUUGACAUUGACCUGGACCAGCCGGAGGAAAAUGUCUCCGACGAUGAGAUCGAGCAGGCUUCAAUCAACGAUAUCAUGGAUCAGUGCAGCGGCUUCGAGUUCAACAUGGACGACUGCGAGAAGAUCGAGAUAUCGGAGGACAACGUCAACCAGGGGACGGAGAACAUCAGGCCGGAGUGCUUCGAGCUGCUGCGGGUCUUGGGGAAAGGUGGUUAUGGAAAGGUUUUCCAAGUCCGAAAAGUUGUUGGCGCUGCAUCGGGCAAAAUAUUUGCCAUGAAAGUUUUAAAAAAGGUACUUCAUUAUUUUUUUCCCCUUCCACACUGA